Messenger RNA from Chlorocebus sabaeus (green monkey), 2628 nucleotides. NCBI's taxonomy places the organism in Eukaryota, Metazoa, Chordata, Mammalia, Primates, Cercopithecidae. The record is from RefSeq and is a predicted model, not a curated record.
UCAUGUGUUACAAUAAUGAUUUGGAUCUAUUUGUUCAAACUAUUUCUCUUGUGUUUAACGAUCUCUUUCUUUCUAUCUCUCUUUGUCUCUUCUAAGCCUCAACAAACUGCUUCUGGAAACAAUGAGAGCUCUCAAGUUGGGUCAACAAAGGAAGGAAAUCCGAGUACCAUUGCCUGUGACUCUCAGGAUGAAGGCAGAACCUGUUCAAUGACGCGCAAAGAAAGUCCUCCAAGUAAUGCCACUGCAGAAACUGAGCCUAUCCCACAGAAAUUGCAAAUGCCUCCUUGUUCUGAAUGUGAGAUGAAAAAAGCCCCAGAAAAACCAUUGACCAGCUUUGAAGGGAUGGCAGCUAGAGAAGAAAAAAUACUGUAAAUACUAAGAAACUGUGUUAAAAACAUCCAUUUGCUAUUGUCUUCAUACUCUUUUUAGACCACAAGCUUGAUGGAAAUACUAAGUUUCUAAAGCAUGCAACUUUUUCACAAUUUUAUGUAACUUUAUAAAGUAGUCUACAAAUUUUCAAAGAUUCCAGACCAAUUAUGAUCCUUAAGCAAUAACCUAAUUGAAAUGAAUAUCCACAGUCAUAAAAAUUUUGUUGUCAUCAGUAAAUUGCCCCAUAUAAAUUGGUCUGGUUUAACUCAAAUGCUAUCUAACAUGUAAUUCUCCUGGUUCAUUUGGAUAUCUAGUACUUCUAUGAUGUAGUUGUCAGAAUCAACUGGAGGAUAAUAAAAUAUUGUGGGUUCUCAGCAUUCUUAGAAUCCAAAUUACAAAAAUAUCUAUAAGGGUUUAGUCCACAUAAGCCAACUGAAGUCACUUUCCUCAAGGUUGGAAUUUGUGCCAAUCUAAAUACGUUGUUUCUUUGAUGGUGUUUAUUGCUAUUGGUAUUAUUUUGAACUACUAAUAAUCAUUUUGUCUAAACAAUGCUAAGACAAUUCUGUCAAGAAUUUGGUCUGCUAACAUAAUUCAUUAAGUAUGUUUGGCAUCAUAUAGACAAAAUAUUUGGAUGAAUGACUAAAUUUCUGACACGAUUAAAUAUUUUGGCAUUCUAUAGACACAUCUCUUAUGUAUGUCUACUGCAAUUAUUCCAAGUUAAUAACCAAGUUGUCUGAAAUACUUGGCAGGAUUUUUGGUAUGAAGUUGGGUAGUGGAGUAGGGAAUGAAGAGUGAGUUCUAAAAUACAAAUAUGAAAGCAGGUAAUAUCUGUUACAAAGCAGGGGUUUGAUGAAAGUACAACAGCCAUGUUGAUUCAAUAAACCCAGAUGCAUAUUUUUUGAAAACAAAUGUGUUAUUGAAAUAAAUCAAUGGCAGUGUUAAUCCUUAAGAGUUCUGAUUUUCUAUAGGAAUAUCACUAAUCAAAUAAAUGCACUCAUGAAUAAUUGGAACAUAGCUCACAAGCAAGUGGAAUUGACCCUUGAAUAAUUAUCUGGUUAAUAGGUUUCAUAGGACUUUCAAAGUUGCAGACUCAAUUAAUGACUACAGUUAAGUUGUCUGAACUGAAAAGUCAUUUCUUUUGCUUAGAACCUUUUUGCAACUGUAGAAAGCAUAUUAAACCAUUGGUUUUACAGGAUGGAUCUGUCAAACCACGAUAUAUACAUUUGGAUCAGUGUAUCCUAGAAGAUAAUUAAUAAAAAUAUAUUAAAGGAAACGUGUAAUCAAUCAAUGAACUUAGAUUCUGAGAUUUAAUGGCAUACCUCUGAUCAAAAUGGCAUAUUGAAAUAAAUUUAAAGAUUUGGAGAAUUGGAAAAUAUCAUUAGCUGUAAAAGUAACAUUAUCAUGUAUUUAUGUAGCAAUUCUAUUUUCAGAAUGGUUCAGUGUCAUUUAUUAGCACAGACAGAUGCCAACCACAGUGGUUCAACUUAAUGAUUUUUUGAUGAUUCCGUGAAAACUUCAUAAUUUCUACAUACUUUGAAUUUUGAAUUUUUUUUUUUUUUUGGAGGGCUAGUGAUACGUGGUCCACGAGAUAUUCAACAUUUUAUUAUAAAAUAGGGUUUGUGUUAGACAAUUUGCCCAACUGUAGGAUGAGGUAUAUGUUCUGAGCACAUUUAAGCAGGUUUAAGUUAGGGUGGGCUAUGAUUUUCCAUAGGUUAGGUAUCUUAAAUGCAUUUUAGACUUACAAGGUUUUCAACUUUGGAUUUGUUUGUCUGUAUGUAACCCUAUUGUAAAUCAAGGGGUAUUUACAUUUUUCAUAAAACCAGCUACCCAAGAAAAAAAGAUAAUUAGCUUUAUAGAUGAUCUAUAGAGCUUUCAGAUGAAGUGACCAGGAUAAAAUAAAAGAUCAAGGUCUGAAGUUUCUGCUGACUCCUUCAUAUUUCUAAAAAUAAUUUAAUUAUAGAAACUAGAAUACUGCUAGUCUCCCAAGUCCUGUUCCUUGUAAUUUUCCCACUGUGCUCAGUGGCCCUAGCCAUCUCCAUAGUUUCAUGACAGGGAAGCAGAUCAUUUAUUUUUAAUUUAUAUUCAGUCUCCCACCUCCACCCUGGGGCCCAGCUUCCCUUGUAGGCCCUGUGGGUCCUAUGGAAAGUUAUUCACCAUGUCAUCUAGCACAGCAUGUUUUGAAGCAUCUUUGGAAUGAAAAAAAAGGAGAAUCAGGCUGUUAUUUUCUGAAAUUGUCAUGAGAGAGAACAUGUUGAACGG